GGAGGCAGCGUGUGCUUGGAGGGGUUGUAGUUCAGAGAGCCGGGAGUGUAGCUGUGGAUUUAAGUUGGCUUACACCCCACUGAGGUGAGGAGAGGCUGAAGACAGCAAAUGAUGACCAGAGAAUAGCUUGCGUGGGCAAGAGGCGAUAAAGGCUAAUAAAACCACAGUAGACAGGAAAUUGAGAUUUAAUGUGAGCCGAGUAAUAUAUAUUUUAAUCAUGCUUGUAGUUGGUAGGGAACGACCAUCGUAAAGCGAAGUGAAUGAACUUUCAACAGUUUUAUAGUUCAGAGAAGGUACACAUUCGGCUCACGGGGAAUGAUGGUCGAGAUCGCCCGAAACCGGCCUCUUAGAGAUCCUUUGCAAGUCCAGUGCCAUUAGGGUUUCUACGCCACGGUAAAGACGCUUGUAGUAUACGGGACCGUGUAAGUUAAAGGAUACGCUAAAGAAACUGGCUGGCAUUCAUUUGAUUUGUAGCAAUCGGUAUUCGCUGUCGAUCAGAUGAAAGUUUCAAAUCGGAAUAGAUAGAGGAGUUUAGGACGUUAAGUGCGUGUACUGUUCUCAAAAACGCAAAAUUGCAACCGAGAGAAACUUUCCGCAGCGGUCCGUCGGGGGGCUUUUCAGUAUAUUUGAUCGCGCCUAGAACCGAUAUUAGUGUCCCGGCCAUGGAAAAAUCGAAGAACUUUCGUAUCGAUGCCCUGCUGGCGGACGAGCCUCACAGAGCACCCCCCUCGCCGUCUUCGAGCCCAGACAGCCCCACCGGUAGCAGCCCCGUGUCCUGCCUGAGAACAGAGACCCCCUCGCCCCGGGCCCCCUCUGGGGUAAUUCAGCUGCAAACGGGAAUCAUCCCCAAACCCGGUCUCCUCAACAUACCGCACCCAGGACUGGCGACUUUGCCUCAGGGGGCCCUGCCCGGCAUGUACCCUGCGCCCAUGUACCCGAUCUCCGCCUUAGGAGCCCAGCAUCCCGCGUUUACCUACGCGGGCUUCUCGCACUUGACACAGCAGUAUCCGGAGCACCUGAAAGUGGCCGCGACCGGUUCCUUCCCGAUAGAGAACUGGAUCCGGGCCGGGAUCAUGGUACCACGACUGCCGGACUACAGCUCACCCCAGUCUUCUCUGAUGGGAAAAUGCAGGCGACCUCGGACGGCGUUCACAAGCCAGCAGCUCCUGGAACUGGAGAACCAGUUCAAGCUUAACAAGUAUCUGUCGCGGCCUAAGCGCUUCGAAGUGGCCACCUCUCUGAUGCUGACGGAGACGCAGGUGAAGAUCUGGUUCCAGAACCGGCGGAUGAAGUGGAAGCGCAGUCGCAAAGCCAAGGAGCAGGCCGCGCAGGCGGAGGCGGAGAGGCAGCGCGGGGGGAAGCAGGGAGACAAGCCAGGAGAGAGCCGGGGGUCUCCGCGGGGCGUGAGGGAGGAGGAGGAGGAGGAGGAGGAGGACGAAGAGGACGAAGAGGCCGCUCACCAGGAGUUUGGAAGCAGCUUGGGCCACGCCACAGACUACCUGCAGCACACCACUGACCUGAAUUACAGCCCACACGGCUCCUAUUCUGAGGAUGAGCUGGCGGAAGGCACUACUGACAGGAAAAUUGGAGUCGGCUUCUGAUGCCUUAAUCUGUAGAGUCUGGAGAUGGUGGUUCUUGCAUACACAGGCCAAAGGACAUCGCAGGACUGGACUGUGGUUGCAAUGCGCAUUUAUCUCUGUGCUUUUCUAUUUUUCCAGUGGUGCUCUCGUUCACCAACAGGUGCUGAAACCAGUCAGAGGGGUAUCUGUUUCCACAGAUGUGACUAAGCUACUCAAAAUUCCUCCUGAUGCUCUUGUCCAUAUGUUCCUGGCGUAGGACCCUUCAGCUCCCCAAAUGCUUCAAGCCAGGAAAGUAGUCCUGGUCUGAAAAUAGGAGUGCUCUGCUCUCCCGGAGAGUCAACGCGCUGUAAAUAUGUAUGUAACCCAAGCGUUGAGUUAAGACUGUGAAAACAAGUAUGAAUUUGUGAAAGGGUUUUUCACGUCAUCUGGUUCACCCAUUGAGAAGUCCAUCUGCUCCCGACAGAUGUGUUUUUUCUUCGCUAGCAGGAACCCACAAAAUAAAGACAAUGAGGACACCCACGUACACAUUUCCUCAUAUCCCGCACCAGAAACGACCAUAUCCCCAUUCCAAAGAAAGAUCUUGCCAUUUAAUCUGAAAAAAAACAACUUUCUCGAAACUGAUAAAACUUCCUGUCCAAGGCAUCGGGUUGAUUUGGAACGGCCAUCCUUGGCUUAGAAUCAGGUUCAGAAUCGACUUUUUAGCUUAAGUCUAUUUACUAUGUGACGUCGUGUCAGCAAGCCCACUCCGUGGACAGGUUUCCUACUCUUCAAAGCUUUUGCAUGAGAAUCACGCAUGGUCACCCCUGCAUCUCUCAUCAUGCUGGCACGUCUUUUCUGGCUGAUGAGAAAGGGCCUCCAUUUCUUUAUUAGUCGCCUCUGUGUCUGGCACAAGCCAAACACCCUGCUUAACACUGCUUCAGCAGGCACAGGUCUUGUCCCAUAAGGCCGAGGGCCUCUGUGACAAUCCAUUCAGCAGGAAUUGGGGUUGAUUUAAAACAUACAAUAUACAGUGCCUAUAGAAAGUCUACACCCCUCCCCUUGGAUGUUUUCACAUUUUAUUGUGUUACAGCAUAGAACCAUGGUGUAUCUAACUGAGAAUGUUUGCCGCUCAUCAACACACAGUACUCUAUCAUGUCAACGAAAAAAAAUCCAGACAUUUUACUAAAUUAAUUAAAAAUAAAAAACAGAAAAGAAUUGAACUGAAUAAUGGAAUAAUUGUUCUAUAGGCACUGUACCUGUAUUGAAACAAAUAUAAAGUCCAAUGUAAACUCUGGGAGCAUUAUUUUCCUUCAGUGUUAUGAUGCAGAGAAAGUUGAACAGACCUCUCAAGAAUUUCACUUCUAGUUUUCUAUAGUCCGGUGAUUUUCAAGUUCAGUUUACCUUUGAAAGUGUUGAAAGGCAAUGAAUCUGUGCAGUUUACUGAACUGUUUGUUUGACCUAUUUGCAGAACCAAAACACUGACAUCCACUAAUAUCUAUUUACUAAGAUAAAAGACUGCUAGUGUCCCGAGCAAAACUCAGAAUGAGUCGCCUGCAAUUUGAAAUCGGCGAGAGAGUUUUCAGAAUUGUCUUCCUUCUGCUUCUCUUCUUGUGCUUUCUGUGUCACUCACAUCGAAUAUGAGAAGUCCAGAUUCCGGUACGGUACUGGAAAUAAUCAGGUUUUAGGGGAAAAGAUGGGAAAUUCAAGGUAGAAGACAGACAGUGUUCUAUCAGUCAAACUGAAAGAAUGAGAAUAGUACCCUAAGCUUUGCUGUUUAACUCCAUAGGUAAGGUGGGAUUCACUUAUACUGUACUGUUUGUCUUCUAGUCCCGUGUUCAAGAAUUCUAGAGUAGUGUCCAUUAUAUUAUGGACAAUAAACAGAGAAAUGUGCAACAAGUUUUUUUCAGUACAUAUUGAAAUGUACUGUACCUUUCUGCGAGACAAUGCUUCCGUCAACAUUUCUGUACACUCUGUGGACCAACUGCGCUGAGAAGAUACUGUAAUUGAGAACAAAUAAGGAAAGGAACAGGUCUUUAUGACAAAACACUAAAACCUUACUGAAAGUGAUCAGAACUGCGAAGGAAUACUCCAUUCACACAGUGGUUUAAGUCUUGACUUUCUUUCAAAUAUCUUACCUCCUCAUCUCACUUUCUUGGGACUGAAAACCGUGAUACUGAUGAUGGACUACAGAUUUGCCAGGGUUUUUAAACUCCUUUCUAUUAUUGUUGUUAACAGUGUAUUGACGUUACUUAACCAUAUGUAUAUUUUAAUUUAUUUGCAUUUGAAAAAUAGUAUUUAUCCCUACUUAGAAUGUGUUGAUGUCUUCAACAAUCGUGAAUGAUGGGGGGAAAAAAAUCCCAUCUGUACAGUAUUUAUAACUUUUAUUUCUUGAAGUUGUGAAUGAUCCAAAACCAAAUGCUAGACUAAAGUAAAUUAAGCAAAAUAAAAAUGCCUAAAGUUGAAUACUC
Messenger RNA from Lepisosteus oculatus (spotted gar), 4027 nucleotides. It is a transcript of the gene mnx2a, whose product is annotated as motor neuron and pancreas homeobox 2a. Gene Ontology annotation, molecular function: sequence-specific double-stranded DNA binding; DNA-binding transcription factor activity, RNA polymerase II-specific. Gene Ontology annotation, cellular component: nucleus. Lineage: Eukaryota; Metazoa; Chordata; Actinopteri; Semionotiformes; Lepisosteidae. The record is from RefSeq and is a predicted model, not a curated record. Gene Ontology annotation, biological process: neuron projection morphogenesis; regulation of DNA-templated transcription; spinal cord motor neuron cell fate specification.